Messenger RNA from Dujonia railenensis, 1701 nucleotides. Lineage: Eukaryota; Fungi; Ascomycota; Pichiomycetes; Serinales; Debaryomycetaceae. The record is from the annotation of a GenBank genome assembly.
AUGGAACUCGCUAUUCAUCAAGAUGAUGUUAACAUCUUAUUGCAAGAAAAGAACCAGUUGAAAGAAGCCGAAUUGGAAAAGUACAGAGUUGCUGGUCAAGUGGCUCAAACAUGUUUGCAAUACAUCUUAGAAUUAAUUAAAGAUUCUUACCAUUUAAAUAAGACUCCACAACCAUACACCUGUCAAGAAUUAUGUAUUUUAGGAGACUCAUACUUAAAGACUGCCCUUGAAAACGUCUUCAAAAAUGGAGCUGUUAGAGAAAGAGGGAUCGCCAUGCCAGUUACCAUUGAAUUGAACGAUAUUGUCACAGGCUUUUCACCAGAAUUAGAUGAUUCAUCAAAUUUUGUUUUCCAAGCUGGUGACAUUGUCACAAUUUCCUUGGGUGCUCACAUUGAUGGUUACACUGCUAAUGUUGCGCACACCGUAGUUAUAUACCCAGCAGGUAACGAUAAGCCAGCCGGUCCCUUGUUGGGAGCCAAGGCUGACGCCAUCUGUGCUGCCCACAUUGCUACUGAAACUGUUGUAGCCCUUUUGGGAACAGUGUUGAGCCCAGAAAAAUUACCAAAGUCCUUAAAUACCAAUAAAGUUGUUACUGGGUCCAUAAUUAGAGACUUGGUUGACUCUAUUGCUAAAUCUUACAACUGUGUAGUAGUUCCAGGAUCUAAGAUCAGAAGAGUUAGAAGAUUCUUAGCUGGUCAAGCUGAAGGUAUUGUCGCAGAAAGAGAUUUCAAGGGUGUUGUUUGGUCUGAAGCUAACCAAGAAGAAUCCUUAUUAAAUAGAUCAUCCCACAGUCAGGAAUUAAUAUUGUCUGAUAACAAGUCCAAAAUAGUAAAGAAUUCUAACGGAGCAAUUCCAACUGAUGAAUUUGUUGUCUUGGCAGGUGAAGUUUAUAACGUUGACAUUAAGAUGGCUCCAUUGGGUGAAUUCAAUGAAGUCGGAUUAGUUACUUUGGAAACUAUCGAUGAAUUCACAGGUGCCAACCACAAGAAAGACGCCUUUAAUACAAAGUCCACCAUUUUCAUUAGAGAUAUUAUCAUUAAGCAUGCAUUAAAAUUGAAAACUUCAAGACAGUUACUUGGUAAAGUUGACAAACAAUCAGUCUAUCCAUUUAAGUUGAGUCACAUGUCUGAAAAUUUCCCAUUGAACAUUAAGGAAACUGAUCAAAAGCUGUUACAGACCCAAAUCCUGGCCAUUACCAAGGACGUAAAGGCCAACAGAUUAGGAUUAUCUGAAUUAAACAAUAGACAUUUGCUUAAACAAAAGCCAAUUCAAGCUGCUAGAUUCAUCCCAUUGGAAUCUAUUUUAAUGACAAAUAAUGAAUCCGGAUCCAUGGGUGUCGACUUAGAUAAACCCGUUUUGCCAGGCUUAGAAUUAUCUUUACCAAAGUUGGGAAUUUCAUCAUUGAAAUUGAAAUCUCUCUUGAAGAAAUCCAAGGCUAUACCAGUUGCCAGAGAAUCCACUACUGUUAUUUUGAUUGAGGAUGGUGUCAUUGCUGGGGGUAAGGCUGAAGUCUUGAGAUUAACUGGUGGUAGCAAGAACUUUCAACCAAGUUGGGUUCAUUCCAACCACAGUUUAGGUGGUAGUUAUUUACAAGCCAUUGCUGAAUUGGAUUCUUUAACUAAGGACAAGAAGUUUGGUAUAAAAAUCAGAGAAUGUCAACCAUUCAAGGUCCAAGAAAAGGUAACUAUGCAAUUAGAUUAG